Molecule: messenger RNA, 201 nt
Organism: Opisthorchis viverrini
Lineage: Eukaryota; Metazoa; Platyhelminthes; Trematoda; Opisthorchiida; Opisthorchiidae
Exons: 1
Coding region: 1-201 (66 amino acids)
Source: RefSeq, a predicted model, not a curated record
AUGCUGAAUGCCAAACCAAGGGUCGAAGGUCACACUUCGGUUAACCACAUCUAUACCACUGUCUGGAUUGACGCCUUCAUGUGUGACGAUGAAAGACUGGAUCUGGGGGUUGUCUAUGGUGCACAACCGCCAGAACCAAUAUUGGAUCGAGGUAUUCGAAAGCCCCGUAAUUGGCUGAUGUUCAAAGAUGACCCUGAUUAG